Molecule: messenger RNA, 757 nt
Organism: Manduca sexta (tobacco hornworm)
Lineage: Eukaryota; Metazoa; Arthropoda; Insecta; Lepidoptera; Sphingidae
Exons: 4
Coding region: 1-594 (197 amino acids)
Source: RefSeq, a predicted model, not a curated record
AUGAUAUACAGGCAGAGAAAAAUAAGUUCCACGAUUCGAUGCAUUCAAGGCUUCACGACAUGGAAGGUCGAAGUGGACGGUGUUCAGAGAGAAUUCUGGACCACUCAGCAGUAUUAUAUGUCGAAGGAAUUAUUGGAAUUGAGCAGCGAAGAACGCGUCGCAUCGUAUGACUCAAGCAAACUGGUACAAGGAGACGCAUUCUGGGUAUCCGGAUUAUACGGAAAGUUACGCAAUAUUUCCAUGACCGACACGGGAAUGCUGAAGGAAGGAUUCGUUCUAAAUAACUGUAUUGAUAGAAUGGGCCACCAUUACUAUUACAACAUGACUAAGCAGCUACCCUGCACAUCCGAAAUGAUAUUCCCCUGGUCUCCGUUGGUGAUGAAUAAUACAGUGAUCGGAGUCGCCUUGAACCUCCUUGUAAGAAGAGAAGAAGAUAGCAGUGGGAUCAAUUACUUUGAAAAAAACAUUGAAGCUGGGAUAAGGUUGACUGUGACCACGGGCCCAGAGUGUUUGUUCGCCGCAGCUGAUGACCCUGGAAUCGUCACUUUGCACGUUUACUUUAUACCUGACGCCUAUCUGAUUACCUGCCCAUAGUGGUAUGCUAACUGUACCUACAUCUGUUAUCAAUUUGUUUGCCAAUAAAGGUUCAAUAUUGAUAUUGAUUUAUUUCUUGAGUCAUUAUAUGUUUGAUGCUAUACUACGGUAAACGUUCAAUAAUGCAAUAAAUAAGUCAUAUAAUAAUUGCGUGUCGAUAUCA